Molecule: messenger RNA, 846 nt
Organism: Gamsiella multidivaricata
Lineage: Eukaryota; Fungi; Mortierellomycota; Mortierellomycetes; Mortierellales; Mortierellaceae
Exons: 1
Coding region: 302-808 (168 amino acids)
Source: RefSeq, a predicted model, not a curated record
CUGCUUCCUUCAUUCCCUUUUUUUUCGACGGUGCUUCUUGCGCGUUUCUCUUUGUUUCCCUUUUUUUCCGUGAGAAAGCCGUGAGUUAUAUUUAUGGCAAUCCAAAUCCAGGUGCUGCGGUUCCUUCAUAGUUGUUUGAUAAACCUAUUUAAUGCACCACUACAACCACAAACCAUCAAAACAACUCCCUCAUAGUCUUCAUCAACUCAAGAACAAAAAAAAAAAACACGCCUCUUCUCACUCUCUCGCACUCUCUCAGACACUCUUUUUUCUCUUUGAUCCAAGCAGGCGCAUAACCAGUAUGGAUACUCUAAUAACGAUCCUCUUCUCACUCGCACUCAUCCUCCUGGCCCGGGUUUUCGAUGCCAUUGGCUCAUCACACUUCCCACACCUUGAAAAAUAUGAAGCCCUCCCAUCCACUCUUUUCCCAAGCCCCUCCUCCCCUUCCCGUUCCCGUUCCCCGUCCCCUUCUUACGCAUUGGUCCCUUCGGGUUUGAGUUCCAGCACCACAUUUAUGGAGAUGGACAUGUCAGAGAUUCAUUACCACGGCUCACUCAUGUCAUUCGAUGACGAUCUAGGGGUCCAGGCCCAGAUCCAAGACUUGCAAAAGAUCGGAAGGCGGUUUUCUACAGUGCCACUGUCGGCGGCGUCGUCGUUAGAGAAGUUCGUGCGGGCGAUGCGGUUGACGGUGGUAUGGGAAGAUGGGCAUUGGUGUGCACUCGAGGGAAGGACACUGUAUACCUUGAGGGCCGUUGGGUGGAGGGGACGGGUGUGUGUGAGUGUCCUGGAUGGCGGCGAUGAUGUUUAGCUAUUUGGAAGAAGGACUAGUUACAAAAAAAAAAAAAA